AUGACAUUCAUUGCUGCGGUGGCAGGUGCCGUGGCACCUCUAGGAAGUGCUAUAUUCUUUCUUGCACUCACUGAACUAUCGGAAGACUUCCAUGCUUUUAAACACUCACCAAUCUUGCUGUGGAGGGGCUCAGCUGCCUCUUUCUUAGCUAUUGGUACAGAAACUAUUGCGGAUAUUUGGGAGCCAAAAAAGCGCGGUCGUGCGACGGGGAUAUUCUUCCUGAGUCCUAUGCUUGGGCAGUUUCUAGCUCCGAUUAUUGUUGGAGAAGUAGCAAAAAAAUGGGGCUGGAGAAGUACCCAAUGGUUUCAGACUAUCUAUGGAGAGUUAAUAUUGAUUCUAUUGUUAUUUUGCCUUCCUGAGACACUCGCAAGACGAACCCCAGUUGUCGAGGAACUUGCUGGUGGGAACAUUACAUCCCAUCGAGCUAAUUUUGCUCCCUUGCCGACUUCGCCAUCCAUUCAACAUAGAAUGAAAAGGGUGGUAGUCAUUUUAAAAAAGUCAAUAACUGAUCAACUAAAGAUAUUGGGCUAUCUUCAAUUUCCAGCCAUCGGGAGGAGCUGCUAUAUUUUUACAGGUUUUGUGGGAGGAAAACGGUCGGAUGCUAUCAUGCAUGGAGAAGCUCGUGCUGCAGGUCGAUUAGAUGGAUCUGGAAAACUUAUUCUCCGACCGGAAGAUCGCAUGAGAGAAAAUGUUUUACUUGCUGCUGCUAUUUAUCCUGCUGGUCUUUUAUGGUUUGGGUGGACUGCGGAGAAGAGACUUCAUUGGAUAGUCCCCCUGAUGCUCACGGAGUUUCUCCCCAAACGAAGUUCGUGUGGUGUAGCACCAUUAUUGGAUGGAUCAGCAAGUUCUCAGUUUUGGGGUUACGAAACGAUUUGGGCCUAG
Botrytis deweyae is the source of this 882-nucleotide messenger RNA. RefSeq lists its product as uncharacterized. The transcript is spliced from 6 exons. The coding region runs from base 1 to 882 and encodes 293 amino acids. Gene Ontology annotation, molecular function: polyamine transmembrane transporter activity. Gene Ontology annotation, biological process: intracellular polyamine homeostasis; transmembrane transport. NCBI's taxonomy places the organism in Eukaryota, Fungi, Ascomycota, Leotiomycetes, Helotiales, Sclerotiniaceae. The record is from RefSeq and is a predicted model, not a curated record.